Colossoma macropomum (tambaqui) is the source of this 6613-nucleotide messenger RNA. It is a transcript of the gene ulk2, whose product is annotated as unc-51 like autophagy activating kinase 2. Gene Ontology annotation, cellular component: autophagosome; cytoplasm. NCBI's taxonomy places the organism in Eukaryota, Metazoa, Chordata, Actinopteri, Characiformes, Serrasalmidae. Gene Ontology annotation, molecular function: ATP binding; protein serine/threonine kinase activity. Bases 1287 to 4409 code for a protein of 1040 amino acids. The record is from RefSeq and is a predicted model, not a curated record. Gene Ontology annotation, biological process: protein autophosphorylation; axon extension; autophagy. The transcript has 27 exons.
GGACUAUCCUCUGUGGCGGAGGGCGACGCACGCAGACCCGCGGAUGUAUACGUUAUUAGGGGACGCUCAUGUACUCGAGCUCUGCACUUACGUCAAGCUGAGCUGUAAACAGGAGUCAGCGGGAGAUGCUGGCUCACCGAUGAACAAUAAAGGCAUACAUGGAAUAUUAUUUCCUUUAGUUUGUGCUUUCCAAGGAAAAAGGAAGCGCUGUAUACAGAAAAAAGACUCUCGCUGACCUUCUGGUGUUGAAGCACCUAAGAAGGCAAAGCGGACCGUGCAGUGCAGAAGAGCUGCAUCUGUCCGUCUUUAUGGAUGUUCAGGAUCUCCGCGCAUCACCGCUCCAGCUGAGCUUCGGAACUGUGAAGGAUUCUGACAGCAGUCGAUGGAACGGCUGCUCAUUGUGACGACACAGAGCUGCCGAACGGUUCUAAUUCCGCUGGCGGUUACGAGCGAGCGUCACGUUACCGUCAGUCCUGUAACUCCGUGACCGCGCUCAGCGCCUAAUAAUGGUAUAUUUAGGCUCCGUUGUCAUCCAUUUUUGUUUAUUUGUGACCUUUCUUUGCCAGCCCUAGCAUGGGCAACACAGACACCGUGCUCCUCAUCACCGUACCCGAGUCUGCUAACGGCGUUAACGUUACACCGCAGCGGCAGAGCCGGUGGAGGGGCUUGUUUCGCUGCCUGCUUUGUCCUGCCUUGAUGUGGACUGACACCAUGUAGCUUCGUCAGCCUGGCAGUUGAAUUUGACGACUGGCUUCAAGAGAAAUACGAGGCAAGCGCAGAGGGAAGAGGUUACAGCCAGCCGGCUCGCUAACUAGGUCGGAAAAUGACAGCUAGGUCAGGAAACUAGCUAGCUUAGCUUACAGCGCUCACUGUGUGCAGCCCGACCUGCUGCUGCUGCAGCGGGCUAACCUAGCUGCCUUAGCGGGGUGUAAACGGACGUUAACCCUGCUUACAGUUUUAUUGCAGAAGUCUAGUCAGGUCUGGUAGUAUUAGCUGCUGCUGUGACACUUCUGAAGAAUAUUUAAUUUAAUACUGAAAAGCCAGACAGCACUGUAGCUUAUUAUUAUUAUUAUUAUUAUUAUUAUUAUACAACAUUACUGUUGUUGUUAUUGUUAGCAUUGCUGAAGCCAUAGUGGGUCUGUGUAAAUGGGAGCUGUCUAGCCUUGAGGUAACGUUAUCAUAUCUGGGAUGAGCAGGUUGGCUGAGCCAGCCAGAGCUUGAAACUGCCCAGCUCUCCGUCAGAAACUGCUCUUCUGCAUCACUACAUCUUCUGCACUCAGUCAGCAAUGGAGACCGUGGGAGACUUUGAGUACAGUCGAAAAGACCUCGUUGGACACGGAGCCUUCGCGGUUGUUUUCAAGGGAAGACAUAAAAAGAAGACAGACUGGGAGGUUGCGAUCAAGAGCAUUAACAAAAAGAACCUCUCCAAAUCCCAAAUUCUGCUUGGGAAGGAAAUAAAAAUUUUGAAGGAACUGCAGCAUGAGAACAUUGUAGCGCUCUAUGAUGUCCAGGAAACGCCAAAUUUUGUGUUUCUGGUAAUGGAGUAUUGCAAUGGAGGGGAUCUUGCAGACUAUUUACAAGCCAAGGGUACCCUGCGAGAGGACACCCUGAGGGUCUUUUUGCAGCAGAUAGCUGCAGCCAUGCGCAUCCUAAACAGCAAGGGAAUCAUUCACCGGGACCUCAAACCCCAGAACAUCCUCCUGUCCUACACUGGCCGCAAGAAAUCCAGCAUCAAUGGCAUCCGUAUUAAAAUUGCUGACUUUGGCUUCGCACGAUAUCUUCAGAGUAACAUGAUGGCAGCUACGCUGUGUGGAUCGCCUAUGUACAUGGCUCCAGAAGUGAUAAUGUCCCAGAACUAUGAUGCCAAAGCAGACCUGUGGAGCAUUGGGACUGUUAUUUAUCAGUGCCUCGUUGGGAAGCCACCCUUUCAGGCAAACAGCCCGCAAGACCUGAGGAUGUUCUAUGAGAAAAACAAGACUCUGGUGCCAAACAUCCCAAGGGAGACAUCUCCUCAGCUUGCAGAUCUGCUGCUGGGCCUACUGCAGAGGAACCAGAAGGACCGAAUGGAUUUUGAUACAUUCUUCAGCCAUCCCUUCCUGGAGCAAUCAUCGACUAUUAAAAAAUCAUGCCCUGUACCGGUGCCUGUGUGUCCCAGCUCAGUCUCGGACAGCACCUGUGGCAGCUCGCCGUCCUGCCGUUACGUCUCUCCUCCGUCAUUGCCAGACAUGCAGACGUUGCCCGAGGAUGUGCUUUCCUCGCCCCCUCUAGGCCCUCCCAACUACCUGCAGCUGUCCAAAGAGUCCGGCGGCAGCACCAGUAGCAAAAACUCCUCCUGUGACACAGACGACUUUGUGUUGGUGCCCCACCUUUCAGGAGAACAGUCUUAUGAUCUGCCAAUGGGGGCCACUGGCCGCAGGCCGUCCAGCGAGUUUUUGCUGUGUGGAGGGCAGCCACAGCCCUCCUCGGGCCAGACACCGAUGGUGUCUCCUCGGGCUGAGACCACCCCUAUCCCCGUACCCACGCAGGUGCGCAACUACCAGCGCAUCAAGCAGAACCUCUCCAGCAGCCCUACCACCACCCUCUACGGCUCUCCCAGGUCAGGUACAGUGCGACGCUCCAACACCAGCCCCAUGGGCUUUCCUAAAGCUUCCUCCGGCUCUCCCAGCCCAGCUGAUGCUGCCCAGACUGUGGGCAGAAGACUCUCCACAGGCAGCUCCCGGCCGUACUCGCCUUCUCCACUGGUGGGCACAAUUCCUGAACAGCUGGGCCACUGCUGCUGUGGACAUCCCCACAGCCACGAGGCGCGGAGCCGCAGCUCCUCUGGUGGUUCUCCUGUGCCCUCAUCUCAGUUGCUUGGAGCCAGGCUCCAGAGUGCACCUACCCUGACAGAUGUCUACCAGAACAAGCAGAAGCUGCACAAGCAGCUUUCUGAUCCUGUGCAGCCCACCUCCCUAGCGUACCCUCCCACCCACUCACCACAGCUCGGACGUCCCGGCAACCUGGGCACUUCACCCACAAAGCACCUGGGCUCCUCUCCUCGCACCUCUGAUUGGCUACAGAAGUCCCCCCUGCCUACCAUCAUUGGGUCACCGACCAAAACAACGGCUCCUUUCAAAAUCCCUAAAACCCAGGCCUCAUGCAACCUCAUGGCCUUGGCCUCUCAGCAGGGGAUAGCAGAUAGCACUACUCCCAGCAAGGCACUGAUGGACGCCCGUGAUAUCUGUGCUCACCACUGCUCCCCAUAUCCCAGUGGCCGCCAGUCGGCUCCAGAGGCCAGCAAAACUACCUUUGGAAGGUCUGUGAGUACAGGUCGUUUGUCAGAGCAGCCUGUGCGAAUCACUUUGGGAGGUCAGGCGUACCAAGGCAGCACAGACAGUCUAAACACAGAGAGACCUAUGGACAUAGCCCCUGCAGGGUCCUGUGGUAUGGCAGCAGGUGGAGCAAGUCCCCGCACUGUGGUGUUCACAGUGGGCUCACCCCCCAACAGCAGCACCCCUCCCACCUGCAGCCAUCUGGCCACUCGCCCACGCACCACCUCAGUAGGCUCCAACAGUUCAGGUGGCUCGCUGUGCUCCACCAGUGGGAAGGUGUGUAUGGGCUCUCCUCCGGGUAUGGCCAUUGGCAGUUCCCCUCCCGGGGCAGAGGCAGCCCCCAGCAGCCUGCGCUACGUCCCCUAUGGCACCUCUCCACCAAGCCUGGAUGGCUUCAUCACUUUCGAGGCCCCCGAGUUGCCUGAGGAGACACUGAUGGAGCGAGAGCACACAGACACACUCAUGCACCUGCGGAUGAUGCUGUCCUUUACGGACUGUGUGUUGGAGAUGGCUGCUGUAAGGGCAGGAGGGGCAGACCUAGGUGUUUCUGCAGCCUCACUUUACCCUCCCCAGGAGAGUGUGGUGGUGGACCAGAUCAGCCAGCUCAGCAAAGAAUGGGGGCAAGUGGAGCAGUUGGUGUUGUACAUGAAGGCUGCUCAACUGCUGGCCUCCUCUUUGCACCUGGCCAAGGCCCAGAUCAAGUCUGCAAAGCUCAAUCCCUCCACCGCUGUCAAACAAGUGGUCAAAAGCCUGAAUGAGCGCUACAAGAGCUGCAUCUCUCUGUGUCGUCGCCUCACGGACAAACUCAACCACUUUUUCUCGGACAAGCAGCGCUUUGUGGAUGAAAUUAACAGCGUGACGGCCGAGAAACUCAUAUACAACCACGCUGUGGAGAUGGUGCAGUCGGCAGCACUGGAUGAGAUGUUCCAGCAGACUGAGGACAUUGCCUAUCGCUACAGCAAAGCUGCCAUGUUAUUGGAGGGCCUCAGCAAGAUCCUGCAGAACCCGGCAGAUAUAGAAAAUGUUACAAAGUAUAAGGCGAGCGUCGACCGUCGGAUCUCUGCAUUGUGUUACUGCACUGUCACACUGUACGAGUAGCAGCCACACACCACCCCUGGCCCAUUGGCCCCAGGGACCACCCUCCUCUCAGCUCACUCAAUCCAGAGGACCUCCUCGAUCCCACUUCUUCAAUUUCGUAGCAGUCAAGGCACUUUCCAUUUUUAAUUACUCCUCUUUUUCAUGGACCCAUCAGAGACAAGUAUUAUUUUUUUCAUAAAGGACAAAUGUUUGAGAGGGACCUGUGCACAAAUUCACUACCAAAGAUGAAAUGUAUCAAUAGACAUUUUAUUGUCAAGAAAGUGGCAUUGGACUCCUUACUGGCUAGAGCCGUCUCUUGUUUGUUUUUACAGUUUUCUUUAAUUCACUGCACAACACAAGGGAACUUAGAAGAUCCAAGAACUUUCAGCUGUUUUUCUCUUUUUACACGGAGAAUCGGGCUCAGCGCCCAGCAGCAAGACUGAGCGAACAUUAUAAUGCAAAUCAAAGUUCCUUUGGAAAGAAAACAAUUUUUUUUUGCAAUGACUUGUUUUUAUACUGUAAUCUGUGACACUGUUGCAAUUAUUUAUUGGUUUUAGGAGGAUAUCAUAGUGUUGAAAUGUUAAGUUAGGAUGCUUUUCAUGUUAAAUGAGGGCUUGAGAGGUAGUUAGACCCAUGACGGACUGUAGUUAUAGUAAUAGUGAAACCCACAAACAUACAAGACAAUUGCGCCAAACUCACUCGCACAUGUUCACUCUGCACCUCUCGCAAGUUGUCUUUAGCACGGUAGCCUGAGAUUUUUAAUGUAAUCAGAUUCUGUGUUGUUUUUUUGUUUUUUGUUUUAAAUCAAAUGCACUUUAUUGACACAGAAGCGGAGAGGACUUUGUUCCGGAAAGCUUGGGAACGAGAAGCUCAUGCAAGGUGAUUAGAGAGAAGCAGAAACAAUGAAUACAGAUGUUAGACUCUGGGAGACAAUGCUCUGCAUGGCAGUGAAGACCACAAUAAGGACAAAAACGUCUCCUGCGUGGGGUUGAAGAGGCUUCCUAGCUCUCUGUGAUCAGGGUCAUAUACAGGUUGAACACAGCCACAAGGUUCAUCAACAAUAACGGUCAAAAUACUUGAGUAGUUACUUACCUUUUCAUUUGAAUCGUCAAUAUUGAAACAAGCUUUUUUAUGUUCAUAUUAAUACUGUAGCUUUUUUUUUUUACAAACUGAUGUUUGCGAUAUGUAAAUAUUUAAGUAUUUGUACUUGCAUGUGUGAUGUUUGUUUUGGUUUUUGUCCCUGAAUGAAUGCGUUCGAGCACUGCGUGUGAUCGGUGGUGGAAGGCGCUGGCAUAGGACAUCCCUCCAGUCAACCCAAGAGCACAAGUCCUUCUUUUUGUAAUUUGUGGUUUGAUACUUGCCCACUACUGCCACAAGUCUCCGCUCAAAGUCUUUAUGAGGCCCUCCAGAAAAACAAGAAACCUCACGUUUGUCUUUGCAUGGCAGCUCUAGAAGUAACUGCUCUCUAUAACGAACGUCCAUUUAGGGAGCAGAAAACAGAUACGAAGUAGACGUGAUGCUUUUCCCUGGCCAUGCGCUGUGCUCGGGACAGUGUUUGCAGUGUGACCGCACUACUGAGGUGCACUGAAGGCCAGUUUCAAGAAACUGAACAACUGAAGGCACUACAAGAGUAGGCUGCUUUCACCUGUACAUGUGUUAAUAUGUCGCCCCCAAGUGUUCUAUACCAGCACUGGCAGAGAUGCUGAGAGGCUGUCUCCAGUGUGCUCUUCUUUACUAGGAGUUUGUGCUUGAUUAUGUUUUGUUCUUCUGCCCCCUUGUGAGCCUUCACCUUCACAAAGCCUUUAUUGUACAGAAAAUGGCUCUUUUUAUAAUAUCCUGUCAUAUAUGGACAUAUCUCCAUAGUGUGUGGAUGACACUCCCUCGCCCACCUCAGAGACCUGUGUAUAGAGGACAUUCUGUUAGAAUUGACUGGUACUGAACAUGGGUCAUACCUGUGGAAUUGUAGAAUGUAUCUGCCCUGUCUUUAGCACCUUUCCUGUUUCAAAUGAAUACGUAAACCCGGCCCACCGUGGCCCAUCUGAUGCGAUACGGCCUUUAUAACUGAAGUUCAAAGCUACUGUUUUGUUUUUUUUUUUGUUUUUUUUUGUUUGUUUUUUUCAAUGAGAAAUUACGUUAAUUGAUGUUUCAUCCAGACCAAUUUUUUUUUUUUUUCUGGAACUCUAGAACAACAGCCUUUCUUUAUUAAACAGAUUCAUUUGAGACUA